Colletotrichum destructivum is the source of this 1452-nucleotide messenger RNA. RefSeq lists its product as uncharacterized. The record is from RefSeq and is a predicted model, not a curated record. Bases 304 to 690 code for a protein of 128 amino acids. NCBI's taxonomy places the organism in Eukaryota, Fungi, Ascomycota, Sordariomycetes, Glomerellales, Glomerellaceae. The transcript has a single exon.
GAAACAUAAACCACAUCCGAGCCACGCCAGAGACAUCUGUGUCACACGUUGCGACAUUCAUUCCGCGCACACCUUGGUUCCCAAUAAGCUUUUUCGUCCCAUCACUCGUCUUCCUACAUUACCUCGUGCAUCUGCCACCCACCCGCCAGACACAGACUUCGUCCUUUCGCUGUUCCUGUCGUCCGAAAAGAGUCAAUUGACUUUGCCUCGUCCUGCCGUCAUUUCAAUCCUCUAUCGACGCACGCUCCCCCCUUCUCGGCACCGCCUUUUGUAGACACUCGCCCAAAAAAAGACAUACUCAAAAUGGCUCCCGGCAUCAUCGAACGUAUUCAACAGAAGAUUGAGCUCUUCCGUCUCGAGCAGCGAUACACACGCCGUCGUCACCGCCGCUCGACCUUCGUCUCCAACGCUGUCUACGUCGAUGGCGAGUACGUCUAUCAGACUCCUACCUCGACCGGCUCCUCUUCCACCGCCACUACCAACACGAAGGAGUCGACAUCACCACGCGUCAAUGCUCUCCAUCACGCCGAGCCCGCUUCCCCCACAGAGGCCAUCUCGUCACACACCGAACCCGGCAAGAAGCGGCUGAGCCGCUUCGCCUCCAUGUCUGGCUUCAGUUCCUCCAACAAGCAGAGCCCGGCACAAGAUUGGAGAUCAAGCCGCGUCAGCGUCAGCGAGAUCCGUCGGUAGACCAACUUGGCAACCUCUUCGAAAGGGAUAAGAAAAAAAAUGGACGAAAAAAAACUCAAAAUCAAAAGGUGGACGAUGCGCGUGUCAGGACAGCCAUCUCAUGACGGCGACAUGAUUACCCUCGGGGCGAGCCUCCGAGGUGCGACGAGGUUUUGCUCAAGCAAUUGGCAUAUUGCUGUUUACGACCAUCUUCCGUCACGUCUCUCAGCGGCGCAUGUUGCAUUUGCAUUGGGAGCCCCGUUGUUGUCAUUUUGUUCUCUGGAGACGUUGUAGUCGGUUGACACUGCACUGCAUCUGUUGCAUCUGCUGCAUAUUUGCAUCGGUCACCUAGUAUAUCACCCGAUGUCGCGUGUGAGAAUCGCACCGACUCUAGAUCUUGCUCGUCUGGAUACUCUACACCGACUUGUAAUUCGGACUGUUGCAUGGGGAUAAUAGAUACCCUUUAGCAUGUCGGCGCUGUGCACGCACAUUUUCUCCUGUACAUAUCCAGCAGAUUAUAUGAAUACUUUUCUCACACUUCUUCGAAUUCGACCUCUCUUGGUGACGACAGCGAAUCACUAACCACCCAUGACGCGCUUUGGCGAACGCAGGAAUUCUGUCGAAUCGCAAACGCGUUGAACGCCGUUCCGUGUCUCAGGUCUCAACGUUGAAUCGGCAAUGAUCGCCCGGGGCUUGACUUGGGUGCCACGCGACGGCACGCGAAAUAUUUGAAUGAUGGAUUCGGACACAUUGGCAACGCUUGGCAGUGUGACCCGGUAUUGC